GAGUUAGGGAAGUUCAACCCCCGCGACAGACUUGGGCAAGUUUGGAAACCCGAUAGGGGGGUGCAGUAUGCGCAGUUGAUGCACCACGGCUAAAAAUAACCAUCUCUCACUGAACACUGGCGCAUAUACACCAGGCAAACGGAAUGAACGAGCGCCAAUAAGAACUUUUUUUAAUUUCGUGGCUUGCGUGGACCAAUCGUGUGGCAUGGCGCUCUCCUUCUGUGGUAACGAUGUGAAUAAAAGUGCUUACGGGGUGGAGAAGGGCGUGCUGAACAAUGGCUGCUUCGUCGACGCCCUCAACCUGGUCCCUCAUGUCUUCCUCCUCUUCAUCACCUUCCCCAUCCUCUUCAUCGGCUGGGGCAGUCAGAGCUCCAAGGUCCAGAUCCACCACAACACGUGGCUCCACUUCCCUGGACACAACCUGCGCUGGGUCCUCACCUUCUCCCUGCUCUUCAUCCACGUGUGCGAGAUCGCCGAGGGCAUCGUGUCCAACAAUGAGAUGCGCACUAACCACCUGCACCUGUUCAUGCCUGCGUUCAUGGGCUUCAUAGCGGCCACAACCUCUCUGGUGUACUACCACAACAUAGAGACCUCCAACUUCCCCAAGCUACUGCUGGCCCUGUUCAUCUACUGGGUCCUGGCCUUCAUCACCAAGUCCAUUAAGCUGUGGAAGUUUGCAGAGCUGGGCAUCAGCAUCCAGCACCUGCGCUUCUGCAUCACAGCGCUGCUGGUGCUCCUGUAUGGCCUGCUGAUGGCUGUGGAGGUCAAUGUCAUCAGGGUCAGGGUGAGUCGGACUUUGUAG
This is a messenger RNA of Osmerus eperlanus (European smelt), 802 nucleotides long. RefSeq names its product ATP-binding cassette sub-family C member 9-like. Lineage: Eukaryota; Metazoa; Chordata; Actinopteri; Osmeriformes; Osmeridae. The transcript has 6 exons. Gene Ontology annotation, biological process: potassium ion transport. Bases 206 to 802 code for a protein of 198 amino acids. Gene Ontology annotation, cellular component: membrane. The record is from RefSeq and is a predicted model, not a curated record. Gene Ontology annotation, molecular function: ATP binding; sulfonylurea receptor activity.